AUGUCUGUCAAGUAUGUAUUGGUGUCCGACGAAGAAUAUGGUGAAGCGGUCGAAUUGCCACUUGAGGACAAUGGUACAUUACUGCUGUCUACGUUAACGGCCCAGUUUCCGGGUGCUAGUGGACUGAAGUUUCGCACUGAAAACAAUGUUGUCAGAGGUGUUCGGUUGGCUGACUUCCGAUUCCAUGUGCCUGACAACGAAUGGGGAAAGACACCUUACUACUGUGUUUUCCCAAAAGUGGAAAAUAAGAGAAAGAUUGAUGAUAGUGUAGAAAAUCCAACAGCUAAAACCAAGAGAUUAGAGACAAAAUUGAAAUGUUCAGACUUAGUUGUCUUAAAUAUACCAUACACUUAUGAUGAACAAAAAUUAAAAGAAUACUUCGGUCAAUUUGGAGAACUACUUAUGCUACAGAUAAAAAGGGAUAAAAAUGGACAAUCUCGAGGAUAUGGAUUUUUAAGAUAUACUAACUUAGAAUCUCAAGUAAGAGUUCUUUCUCAGCGUCACAAGAUUGAUGGUCGUAAUUGUGAAGUUAAGGUUCCAAAGUCUAAGGAAGGUAAUGGUUCAGAGCUUUCUGGGAAAGUAUUUGUGGGUCGUGUGACAGAAGAUUUAACCGCUGAUGACAUUCGUGAGUAUUUCAGCAAAUUUGGAGAAGUCAUCAAUGUGUUCGUACCCAAAAAUCCAUUCCGCGGAUUUGCAUUUGUAACUUUCCUUGAUCCUGAGGUAGCUGCUAGUUUAUGUGGCGAAGAUCAUAUUGUUAAAGACGUUUCGGUGCGUGUUUCCGAAGCCGCCCCAAAACCACAAGCUCCCAAAAAUCGUCAUCAAACUCCCCCACCUAGUGAACCCUGGGAGCGUUCUAAUAAUCGCCAUAAUGACAAUUAUCGAAAUUGGUAUCACUCACAACAUGAUAAUCGGGGGAGUGUAGACAUGCCUAAUCUACAGUCAUUGGGGAUUAAUGGUCAAGACAGCUAUAAUCCGAUGUUGCCUUUGAGCCCGGCUAUUGUUGCUGCUGCAUUAACGCAAGCUGCUGGAUGGAGUCUAGCUAAUGGUCGUAUGAUGCCACCACCACCGCCUCCUAGUGGAAACAAUCAAUGGUCUCAACAUGGUCUCAACUCUCAACGAAAUAACUAUAAUAACAGGAAACGUUCUAAUAAUGAUUACAAUUCAUCAGGCAAUCGCUAA
This is a messenger RNA of Macrosiphum euphorbiae (potato aphid), 1179 nucleotides long. The record is from the annotation of a GenBank genome assembly. NCBI's taxonomy places the organism in Eukaryota, Metazoa, Arthropoda, Insecta, Hemiptera, Aphididae.